UUAUCUCGAACUACUUUGAAUUCCCCUUGAAACUACUAUUACACUUAAUAAUGUUUUGCUCUCGAUAAUUCGAUAUAAAAUUAAUCGUUUUUCGUAUCUCGAGUUCACAAAUAAUAUUUUUGUUACGGUUAACAUAGGAAUUGUGCAGCCGUGCAGGCAGUGCAGUAUAGCGAUUGUGAUUUAGCGCGUUGGUAGUCACGUUUAUAGUCUUUCGUAGUUCGUUUGUUCGUUUGUAGUGGAAUGGAAAAGAAGCGUAAAUUAAAUGUUCUUUCAAUUUCGGACAAAGUUCGUUUAAUACAGUUAGUUGAAAAAGGUGACCGUAAAAAAUGUAAAAUCGCCAAAGAAUUCAAUAUUCCACCAAAUACAUUAUCGUCAAUUAUUAAACAGAAAGAGAAAAUAAUGAAGUUCAAUUGUAGAAAUAUGAAAAAAAUGAGGAUGACUCCUUAUUUAGACAUUGAUAAAUGUUUGCUAAAAUGGUUUACUCAGUGUCGAGAUAAAAACAUACCAUUAAAUGGAACAAUUUUACUUGAAAAAGCAAACGAAUAUGCACAACAACUAGGACACACUAAUUUUAAAGCUAGUAGUGGAUGGCUUACAAAUUGGAAAAAAAGACACGAUGUAGUUUUUCGAACUGUUUGUGGAGAAAAAGCUUCAGUAGACGCACAUUGUUGUUCAAAUUGGAUUAAAAAUCUUCCUGAUGUCUUAGCAGGUUAUUUUUCUAAUGAUAUUUUUAAUGUCGAUGAAACGGGGUUAUUUUUCAAAUGCUUACCAGAUAAAACAUUAAUGUUAAAAGGUAAAGAAUGUUCAGGUGGAAAAUACGGUAAAGAGCGCAUUACAAUUAUGAUAGGAUCAAAUAUGUCUGGAACUGAAAAACUAAAAUUAUUUGUCAUUGGUAAAGCAAAGAAGCCUAGGUGUUUUAAAGGAAUUUUAUCAGAAACCAUAGAAAAUACCAGCGAGAGUGAAGACGAACCACAAAAUGAGGAGGAAGUCAUUUUUACCCAAGUAACAAUUCAACAAGCUAAAGAUGCUUUAAAAACACUAAGGAAUUUUGUUGAGACUACUACAGGUAUGGAUGAUAAGGCUUUUUCUGCAUUAAAUAAUUUGGAAGACGUCGUGGCAGAAAGAAGUAAUAUGAAGCAAACCUUAAUGACAGAUUUUUUUAAAAAAAAAUAAUUUAUUCAGUCAUUUCAGUAUUUUAAUUAUUCAAAUUUUAGUCUAUUUUAGUC
Molecule: messenger RNA, 1226 nt
Organism: Melanaphis sacchari
Lineage: Eukaryota; Metazoa; Arthropoda; Insecta; Hemiptera; Aphididae
Product: tigger transposable element-derived protein 4-like
Exons: 1
Coding region: 241-1173 (310 amino acids)
Cellular component (GO): nucleus
Molecular function (GO): DNA binding
Source: RefSeq, a predicted model, not a curated record